Messenger RNA from Scutellospora calospora, 340 nucleotides. The record is from the annotation of a GenBank genome assembly. Lineage: Eukaryota; Fungi; Glomeromycota; Glomeromycetes; Diversisporales; Gigasporaceae.
CUGGGAAACUUGCAUUUUAUUAUGAUUACAUUUCUGAACUUGCUAGUUUAUUUUUAGAUUCUUACUCUCUUUGUUCAUCAUAUUAUACUCAAAUUCUCUCAACUAACCGAUUUUAUGAGCGUCUUGUAGGUUUUACCCAAGAAAGCAAAAGAACUCAGCUUGAAGAGGAUAAUCUAGUUGUUCCUGUAGAUUCAACAAUUGAGCUUAGUGAAGCUAGACAGCUUUUGGAAGAAAAAUUUGCUACUCAACAAAAAUGUAUUGAUGCAAUAGUUGAAAUAGCAAAUAAAGAACAUGUUUUAUUAAUUGAUAAUAUAUCAUUAUUAGUUCAAGAUAAUUCUAU